This is a messenger RNA of Python bivittatus (Burmese python), 3362 nucleotides long. RefSeq names its product jumonji domain containing 4 (gene JMJD4). Gene Ontology annotation, cellular component: cytoplasm; nucleus. Gene Ontology annotation, molecular function: sequence-specific DNA binding; 2-oxoglutarate-dependent dioxygenase activity. Lineage: Eukaryota; Metazoa; Chordata; Lepidosauria; Squamata; Pythonidae. The record is from RefSeq and is a predicted model, not a curated record. Gene Ontology annotation, biological process: positive regulation of translational termination; protein hydroxylation.
GGGCGCGCCCUCUGAGGGAUCCGAGGCAGCGGCGUCGGCCGGGUUUCCAGACAGUGAAAGAAUCAGGGUGCCUAACCCAACGCUUUGGUAAAGUGGUGUUAAAGUGAAUGUGUUGCUGUUUGGUCCUAGAAAUCAAGAAGAACCUCUCCUUGAACCUCUCCAUGAAAUGCCACAGAGGAAAAGGAACCAAAUUAGUCCACUCAUUGCUCUGGCUUUGAAGGGAAACUGCUCUGCUGGGGGCAGAUGGGCUGCUGAUCAGUCUCUCAAGCAUUCUUGUCCUCAAGACCCCAAAUGGUAAAGAACAUUUGAGCCAUUCACUGCUGGAGCCAAAUGGGAAGAUUUUCCAGCAAGGUCUGGAAUUGGACCUCUUUUUUCUACACCCUUUAUCGUUCCUGAUUUUGCUCUCCUCCCUGACCUGUUUUUUAAUCUUUCUGGCAUCAUAGUCCAGUUCCUUUGUUGUGAAUAGUCGAGUUCAAUCUGUCCUUGCCUGAAUGGACAGGGAGACUUUUGCAUAUUCCACUAAGUUUUUCCGUGAUUAUAGUGGCCCGUCUCGGGGUGCCUCUUGCCAGCCCCACGACCAUGUGGACUACAUUGAAAAGCCUGAGACGUUCACUUACGCAGACUUUUUCAAGGAUUACUUGAUCCCCAACGACCCUUGCAUUUUCUCAGCAAAGUUCACGGAGGGCUGGGCCAGCAGGAGGAAGUGGGUAACACCAGACGGGAAACCCAACUUGGAAUAUCUCCUGCAAACUUUUGGAGAGGCUGUAGUACCUGUUGCCAACUGUGAUGUCAAGGAAUACAAUUCUAACCCAAAGGAACAUCUUAAACUCAAGGAGUACAUAAGCUAUUGGAAAGAACACAUUAAAAAAAGCUAUCGAUCCGCCCGGGGGUGCCUUUACCUCAAGGACUGGCAUUUGCAAAGGGCAUUUCCGGAGCAAGAGGUCUACACCACUCCCAUCUAUUUCUCCUCUGACUGGUUGAAUGAAUACUGGGAGGCCAUCGCUGUGGAUGACUAUCGAUUUGUCUACAUGGGACCCAAAGGCUCAUGGACUCCAUUCCACGCUGAUGUCUUCCACUCCUACAGCUGGUCAGCCAACAUUUGUGGGAAAAAGAAAUGGCUGGUUUUUCCCCCGGGCCAAGAAGAGUAUCUAAGGGAUCACCACGGUCACUUGCCAUUUGACAUCACUGCCCCUGACCUGAAGAAUUGCACCCUUUACCCCCGCUACGCUCAGAGCAGCCCACCAGUCGAAAUCAUCCAGGAAGCUGGGGAGAUAGUCUUCAUCCCGAGCGGUUGGCACCAUCAGGUUUACAAUCUGGAAGACACCAUCUCCAUCAACCAUAACUGGGUGAACGGGUGCAACGUAGCCAUCAUGUGGAGCUUUCUCCAGGACGAACUAGCCGCUGUCCAGCGAGAGAUCAGAGAAUGGAAGGAGAGCAUGGAAGACUGGCACCUGCAGUGCCAGGUGCUUAUGAAAUCAUACACAGGCAUCGACUACAAGGAGUUUUACAACUUUCUGAAGAUCAUUGCAGAAAAUCGGAUUUUUGUGCUGGAGCACCACCACACCGAAGAAGAUGCCUCCAAGCGUUCGUACAGGGCGGCUAUCUCCAGUUUGGGGAUGUUGCACGCGGUUUUUGACCUGAAAAGGACAGCAAAGGUCUUGGCCUCCUUGAACGCCAACGAGGAAUUCAGGAAACUCAACCCUGACACCCUUUCGCCACCUCCGCAGGCGCUCCUGCACCGUCUGAAAGCAGCAAUAGAUACAGCACUUCUCUAGCCUUCCCCCCUGCCCUCUUUUUGAUUUUAACCAGUUGCAAACAGCCUUCCAUUGCAAGCUGGGUGCAUGUGAAUGUUAUUUUUCAGUCACCCCUUUUAGAGGUUGCCAGCCCAGGGAAUUUUUCAGAGGGGAAUGGGCAAGGCAGUGGUGGACUUCCAGAGAAUGUAAGUCUGUAGGAAACUGGCAAUAGCUAAAAAGGGAAAGCAUUCCCAAAGUAAAAUUUGGGGGUGAUAAUCCAUUUGCUCACUGAAAACUAGCUUCAUGCAGCAUAGGACUACUCUUAGUCACUCCUAGGUAUUUCCUUUAGGGGUUAAUCCCAUGCACUCUUGCCUAAUUGAAUUCCAUAGAACUGAAUUCUGGAUAAAUAUAUAUAGGCUUAUACCCUCAGUGCCCCUGUUUUGUUUUGUUUCGUUUUAGUUUUGGCCCAUGAAAAAGAGUUUUCGGGUAGAGCAUGCAGAUGGCAAGAGAACAAAAGCACCGCGUCUUCCUUGCUUUAUGCCAUUUUCCUCAGUCUGUGCAGUGUGAACAUCAGGCGGCAGUCAGGAAUUUUAAGCUCAGGCUUAGCACCCAACUUUCAGGGACUGGGCAAAGGUGGCUCGGCGGGCUUAGGUGGCACAAGUGGCAGCUGAACAAGGGUGCCCUCUUCUCCCACAAGCCACGCUAGUUCUCGGCUCCGGGGGCUGCUCCCGCUCUGCCUUUCUGCUUUGAGUUCUUGCAAAAACAAGAUGCUUUCAAAAUCAGGGUUGGCGUUUUCCUUUUUUCGCCGAGGAUCACAGAGACGUUCUCAGUAGCUCCACCCACGCAGCCCAACCAUCCCUGGAACAUUCAAGGGACGAGGAGGAGGGGAAUCAAGGCCCGGCCACCUUCCUCCAACUCUCGUCAUGGACCAGAGCACCAGAUGGCUUUUCAGCAACGAUCGGGAUUGGUGUUUCCCCAGUUCCCUCUGACGUCCAAUGUUCUCCCUGCCUCCUGGAUCAGAUGCGGUGGGGGAACAUGGAGCCUGCUCAAGCUGUCAGUGGGGGAAAGGAAAGGGAACUUGCUUGGGGAUCGGAGGAGGUGGCCCUCAAAGCCGUGGACAAGGGGAAACAGACGAGUUCUCCAUGUGCUCCUCCCACAGUCCCGUUUGCUUGGAGGAAGGGGGGCCCUUCCUUUCAAAAAGCAAGACAACACAAAGUUUAGCAGGGGUAUAUUUUAGUAUGAACCCCCUUGGCGCUGGGAUGAGCACAUAGGAAGGAAGGAAGAGCGUUCUAGUCUCAAGGCCACCACUCCUCCCAGCGCAGUAGUUGUAGGAUACUAACACUGAUGCUAUGGCUAAGCAUAACUAGUCCGCGCUGUCCAUAAGGGCUCGAAACUUCUCACAGGGUGUCCUUGUGGGAGUGUCUGUAGGAGCACCCCAACUGUAGAGGCUUCCUUGUGAAUGCUUUUCUUCCUCUUGGCUAUAGCCCGCUGAACUUGGACCUUUCCUAGCAGGGCAUAUUUUAACCCUGAGCUGGUUUACUCAGUCCUUGAGUGUUUUGCCAGAGUGUCUGGAGAUCUUGAUAAAACUGCACAUUGAAAAAAAAAAGGAUAAUAAAUAAAUUAAGCAUC